UCCGGAAGUUCUUCCAGGAGUUCCUCCGGAAGUUCCUCCAGGAAUUCCUCCGGAAGUUCCUCCAGGAAUUCCUCCGGAAGUUCCUCCAGGAAUUCCUCCGGAAGUUCCUCCAGGAAUUCCUCCGGAAGUUCCUCCAGGAAUUCCUCCGGAAGUUCCUCCAGGAAUUCCUCCGGAAGUUCCUCCAGGAAUUCCUCCGGAAGUUCCUCCAGGAAUUCCUCCGGAAGUUCCUCCAGGAAUUCCUCCGGAAGUUCCUCCAGGAAUUCCUCCGGAAGUUCCUCCAGGAAUUCCUCCGGAAGUUCCUCCUGGAAUUCCUCCGGAAGUUCCUCCAGGAAUUCCUCCGGAAGUUCCUCCAGGAAUUCCUCCGAAAGUUCCUCCAGGAAUUCCUCCGAAAGUUCCUCCAGGAAUUCCUCCGGAAGUUCCUCCAGGAAUUCCUCCGGAAGUUCCUCUAGGAAUUCCUCCGGAAGUUCCUCUAGGAAUUCCUCCGGAAGUUCCUCUAGGAAUUCCUCCGGAAGUUCCUCUAGGAAUUCCUCCGGAAGUUCCUCUAGGAAUUCCUCCGGAAGUUCCUUCAGGAAUUCCUCCCAGCAGCAAACAGUCUUUGUCGAAUCACCUUGCUCCACCGCCUCGAUUAGCAACAUCGACAACAACGACAACGGUGACAGCGGCAACCACAGCAACAACAACAUCAACGAUACCAACGGCAGCAACGUCUCGGCCACGUACAGCAAAAGGCAGGAUCUAAGCGAUAUUUAA
Molecule: messenger RNA, 750 nt
Organism: Armigeres subalbatus
Lineage: Eukaryota; Metazoa; Arthropoda; Insecta; Diptera; Culicidae
Product: sericin-2-like
Exons: 3
Source: RefSeq, a predicted model, not a curated record